Messenger RNA from Bactrocera tryoni, 2717 nucleotides. It is a transcript of the gene Vang, whose product is annotated as vang-like protein 2. The coding region runs from base 421 to 2163 and encodes 580 amino acids. Gene Ontology annotation, cellular component: plasma membrane. The record is from RefSeq and is a predicted model, not a curated record. The transcript has 3 exons. NCBI's taxonomy places the organism in Eukaryota, Metazoa, Arthropoda, Insecta, Diptera, Tephritidae. Gene Ontology annotation, biological process: multicellular organism development; establishment of planar polarity; Wnt signaling pathway, planar cell polarity pathway.
CCAAUUGUUUAAUUUUUAGAAUUAAAAAUGAAAUGAGUUAUUAAGCUAAAAAGUAGUUUAGUAAAAAUUUAAAGCAAUUACUUGUGGUGUAAGGUGCACAAAUUUAGUUAAAUAAAAUACGGCUCCUAAUUGGAAUUUUACAUGAGUUAUGUAGUGCAACGUCAAGAAAACGAAUACCGAGGCAAAGAAAAAAGUCUGAAUUUUCCCAAACAUCCCUCAAACCAAUUUCACACAAAAUAAAGUUAUAUGCAACAUCAUAACAAAAAAAAAAUAACUAUUUCUAACUCUGGCCUCCUAUUAUUUGUAAAAAAAAGUAUUUAAUUGCAAAAAUAGUCAGGAUCGAAAAGUUAUCGGGCGGACGGCACACGCCUACAAGAGUGUGUGUUUGCGUUGUUGACCGCUGUGUUGGCGGUGUUUGCAAUGGAAAACGAAUCUGUUAAGUCAGAACACAGCGGACGAUCUAGACGUUCUCGCAAUCACAAUAAUAAUAACAGCUCUAGCACUGGCGGCGGUGGUUUAGGUAAUAACGGCGGAGGUGGCACUGUAAAUAACGGUUAUCAUCGGGAUCGCACAAGGCAUUCGCAUCGUAGUGGACAUACAAAAUCAAGUGGUAAGCACCAACGUGGCGAUAUGGCACCGUUUCAAACGAGCGUAAAUAUGACAGGUGAAGAGAAUCGCGAUGGUCAAGAAAUAAUCGAGGUACAAAUACUACCGCAAGACGAAAAUUGGGGUGAAAACACAACAGCAGUUACUGGCAAUACAUCAGAACAAAGCAUAUCUAUGGAAGACAUUAAUAAUGCAUGGCAUCGAGAAAACGAUACGAGUUUUGGAUUUGCUUGUCGACGACGUUUGGAAUCAGCCUUUUCACUCUUACUAGGAUUUGUAUCGUUCUUCUCGCCGGUAGCCAUGGUGGUAAUGCCACGCAUGGGUUUCUUUCCAUCUGCUUUCGAUCACGCCGAACUCACGCAAACGGUGCGCACACAACUCUUAGCAUGUAGUAGCGAAUGUAAAGGCUUGCUGGUGUCACUAACUGCACGACUUAUACUACUGGCAAUCGGCUUGUGGGCGCUAUUUAUGCGUCGCUCAGCCGCUACUAUGCCACGAAUAUUCCUGUAUCGUGCUGUUGUGCUGUUGCUUGUCACCAUUUGCACAUUUGCUUAUUGGCUGUUCUAUAUGGUGCAGGUCACUAAUGGCGCCAAAGUGGUGGUGGAAACAGGUGGUGAUGCAGUUAAUUACAAAUCACUAGUUGCCUAUGCAACAAAUUUGGUAGAUACGCUGCUCUUCAUACACUAUAUUGCUGUAGUUUUACUCGAACUACGCCAUCAACAACCCAUGUAUUAUGUCAAGAUUAUACGUUCACCAGAUGGUACAUCCCGCUCUUAUAUGCUGGGUCAAUUGAGUAUACAGCGUGCAGCUAUUUGGGUACUUCAGCGAUAUUACGUAGACUUUCCGAUAUUUAAUCCGUAUCUAGAGCGCAUACCGAUUUCAAAAUCACAACGCAAUAAAAUCUCCACUAGUUUUAAAUACUACGAAGUUGAUGGUGUUAAUAAUGCACAACAGCAGAGUCAAAGUCGUGCCGUAUUAGCGGCCAAUGCACGCCGACGCGAUUCAUCACACAAUGAACGCUUCUACGAGGAACACGAAUAUGAACGCCGUGUCAAAAAGCGGCGUGCGCGCCUUAUCACAGCCGCAGAAGAGGCAUUUACGCAUAUCAAACGCAUACACAAUGAACCCGCACCAGCAGUGCCACUUGACCCGCAAGAAGCGGCACAAGCGGUAUUUCCAUCGAUGGCGCGUGCCCUGCAAAAAUAUUUACGCGUCACACGACAACAACCACGACACACAUUCGAAAGUAUAUUAAAGCACUUGGCGCAUUGUCUCAAGCACGAUCUGUCGCCACGUGCAUUCCUUGAGCCAUACCUAACAGAGUCGCCAGUAUUGCAAAGCGAAAAGGAACGCCGUUGGGUACAAUCGUGGUCGUUAAUUUGUGAUGAACUUGUAUCACGACCAGUCUCAAACGAAUGUACAUUCCAACUGAUACAAAACGAUGUCUCACUCUUAGUCUCCAUACACAAGUUGCCGCAUUUUAAUAUUGCCGAAGAGGUUGUCGAUCCAAAAAGCAAUAAAUUUGUACUGAAAUUAAACUCUGAAACAUCGGUAUGACAGCAAACGACUGCAAAUAUGACACCGACACCGACGCACAGCAAUGUAACGCAAUCCUCAUAUUUACACAUGUUUGUAUAGGUGCCAAUCUCAAUCUCAUGCGGUCUACUACAUAUUCAUACUAUCUACUCUUACUUACAUACAUAUAUAUAUUAUAAACCCGCAACAAUGGAAGUUGUUGUUGGCUAAACAUUUUCAAAAUGCUCACUAUUCCCAGUGUAUCCUAAUCAUUGACACGCACACAUAUCAAAUAAGUAAUAUCAACGCUGUUCUAUGUAUAAUCCUAUCGUAUUUCCGAAGUAUUAAUAGUGACAGCCAAAAAGUAAUAAUGCAUUAAUUUUAAGAAUCUCACAUUGGGUGUAAGUAUUAGGGGUUUUAAAUAGCUUUUUUAAGAAACAUAGAAAUAGAAACAGACAGAGAAUGGAGAAUUUUAAAAUAUGGUAAUAUCUGUAAUUUUUUAUUUAAUUACGCUAAAAGUGUGCAUAUGCCAACUUAUUUUAUGGACUCAAAAUAAACUGUACGGCGUGUAAAAUGUUGGCUUUAAGGCUUCAAUC